Molecule: messenger RNA, 822 nt
Organism: Capronia coronata CBS 617.96
Lineage: Eukaryota; Fungi; Ascomycota; Eurotiomycetes; Chaetothyriales; Herpotrichiellaceae
Exons: 2
Coding region: 1-822 (273 amino acids)
Source: RefSeq, a predicted model, not a curated record
AUGGGCGUCCCCCUUCUCGUCCGUCUGCAAUCCUACCUAGGACCGCUUCUCCUCCUCAGCAUCUCAAUCAUCUACCUGCCCAUAACCCUUCUGUUCCACCCCUUCCUCUUCCUCUUCUCCCCCUCAUCCUUCCGGUCCAAAUGGUUCGAGAACUUCUGGCGCAUCGUCGGCCCGCAAAUGGCCGCCUCCGAACUCCAAGCCGAGCAUAUCGAAGAACUCCUUUCCCGAGCCCACGGCCAGGUCCUGGAACUCGGCCCCGGCGGUGGUGACCAGAUAUACCAUUACAAAGCCGGCCAAGUCGAGACGCUGUACGGCGCCGAACCCAAUGCAUUUCUGCACUCCCGACUGGCUGAGAUGGCGGCCAAACAUGGCUUGGGGGACAAAUUCGUGGCCAUCGACGCCGCUGCGCAACCCGGAAGUCUGCUGCCAGCUUUGAAGGAGGCGCGGUUGGUCUCCAGUAAAACCGCGAGUCUGCCGGAAGAAGGCGUCUUUGAUAGUGUCGUCGCCAUCAAGUCGCUGUGUUCGGCGCCGCAGGGUCAGUUGGCUUCCACCGUGGCUGUGGUUCAGGCUUUACUCAAGCCGGGCGGAGAGUUUCUGUUCUUUGAACACGUCGAGAAUAGUACCGAUGCUGUCACCAUGUAUUAUGCUUGGUUACUUGACUGGAUUUGGCCGUUGUUUAUGGGCGGGUGUCGGUUGAAUGGGAAGAUUGAUAGGGUUGUGUUGGGUAUGGGAGGAUGGGAUGAGAGAAGGGUUACCACGGUAGGAGACUUCCAGGGUCAUGAGGUCUUCAGAUAUGUCAAAGGUAUAUGCCGAAAAGCAUAG